This is a messenger RNA of Brassica rapa (field mustard), 4868 nucleotides long. RefSeq names its product F-box/FBD/LRR-repeat protein At5g56420-like. Gene Ontology annotation, molecular function: protein binding. The record is from RefSeq and is a predicted model, not a curated record. Lineage: Eukaryota; Viridiplantae; Streptophyta; Magnoliopsida; Brassicales; Brassicaceae.
UUGUAGCAUUGGCAAGUGAAAGUUAAAAAAAAAAAGCAAAGCACUGAAAGUUGUUAUGGAUAGGUUAACUCAAUUGCCAGAUGAUUUACUCAUCAAGAUACUGUCCUUUGUCCCGACCAAAGGUGUCGUGGCUACGAGCAUUUUGUCUAAACGAUGGCUGCCUCUUUGGACACUGGUGCCAAGUCUUGUCUUUGAGGAUUUCUCAGAGGAGGAAGAUGAAGAGAUUAAUGAAAUCCAUGUCAGAAGCCUGUCGCAGUUUGUGUCAGGGACUUUGCUAUUACACAAAGCAACUGUCCUAGAAAGGUUUCAUCUCAACAGCGCGUCAGAAUGUAGCGCUUGGGAGAUUGGUUUAUGGGUUAAAAUCGCAGUCGAUCGCUUUGUGCGUGACUUGAAAAUAAGUUUUUGUUAUGAUCAUUUUCUUGUUAACUUGCCGAGUAGGUUGUUUAGAUGCGAGACACUUGAGACUUUACAACUCCGUAUGGUGAUUCUCUCGGGAGUUCCUUGUCGGUUAAGCUUUCCAUCCCUCACGAAGUUGCGCCUUCUAUCUGUCAAGUACUCAGACGAUGAAUCUUUCUCUAGGCUUGUUUCAAACUGUCCCAUCCUUGAAGAUUUAGUUGUAGAGACUUGUCACGGAGACAAUGUGGCAACUUUCACCGUGAACUUGCCUUCCUUACAGAGUUUAUCCGUUAGGAAUACGGUACGAGAGUCCCCACCUGACGAUCAUUUGUUCGUGAUACAUUCCCAGUCUUUGAAGCAGUUGAACAUUGUGGACUACUUUGGUGAACUUAAACUAAUCGGUAAUCUUCCGAAACUUGUCGAGGCAAAUCUUCAAUCUAUGUCCUACCACACCAAUGUUCUGGAGUCUUUUACCUUUGUCAGGCGUCUUUAUGUAUGCUUAGAUGGAGAGGCUCAGUAUCCUCGUGGUACAGUUUUGUUUCAGCUAGUGCGUUUGGAGCUAUGUUCAUGUAUAGAUAGCUGGACGGAUAUGCUUGUGAGUCUGCUCCAACAUUCUCCUAAACUACAAGCUCUCAAGCUUGUCCUGAAGCAUUGGAUUCUUGUGGAUCGUAAGGUUCGUUGGAUGCAACCGAGGCGUGUUCCUGAAUGUUUGUUGUUACAUCUCAAAACUUUUGAGUGGAGUGACUAUGAAGGCACAAAAGUUGAGAAAGAAGUGGCGAUUUAUAUUUUGAAGAAUGCGAAGCUGUUAGUGAGUGCAACUAUCUAUCCUUUCUCAGUUAGCAUGGUGCGCAAACACCAGAUGUUUAAGGAACUGGAAAUUGCGACCAGGAGUUUAAGAGCAUGUGAGCUUACAAUGGGCUGAAAACUAAUCUUACCAAAGAGUUGAAAACUGUCCAAUUAAGUUUGAACGUGAAAUUAUAUCAGAAGUUGUGAUAGCUUAUUUUUAUCAUUGAUCUGUAUCUUGUGACUGAGUAGGAAACCAAAAACAAUUAUAAUCCACUUUGCCAUGGUUGAUCCCAGUUUUUUCUCGCAAAUCCAUUUAAGGUAAAGAAGAAGAAGAAGCCCAGUUUAAGACUAUUUUCGGUUAGGCGCAAACCCACUAAGACAGAGAAAGUGUUUUGUUUUGUCACUCUUGACCGAAUAGGCAUGGAAGACACGAGAAGCAGUAUAAAAGAUGAGGCUUGGGGACGUAACCAAUCAUGCCUUUCGGCCUCUUGGCUAAGAUCACGUGUAGACUGUGUAGUAUUUAUUUUUAUCAUUUUAAUAUCUUGUAAGUAAUCAAUCAUGCCUUUCGGCCUCUUGGCUAAGAUCAAGUGUAGACUGUGUAGCCCAUGCGUUACUAUUGCAGGGGACUAACUCAUCCUUCUUUGAAAUUCUUAAUAUGAAACCUUCCAUUUUUACACUCCAGCUCCUAUAACCUGAAGAAAUACUAUAGAACACAAAAAGAUUCAAAAUGAUCAGAAUACAUAAUAAAAACUAAUAAAUCCUAAUUAAAAACCGAACUAAAAACCGAUAUAAAUGGCACUCAUCAAUGGACAAAUUUAUACUAAUUCUCCGGUUUGUUUUCCCCGAAAGUUUUGCACCUCACGCAAGUAAAGUACCCGUGCAAAACAGUAAAGUAUUAUGAUAAGACAUGCACCUUUUAUUUAUAUAUAUUAUCGAUAAUUAUUUUUAUAUAUUUGAUCAUUUUAUUUAUACAUAUACAAUAUUUUUUGUUAAAUUCACGAAGACGUUAAAUUCUUGGAUAGGAUCAGUCAUUUACCUGACGAUUUGCUCUUACUAAUCCUCUCAUUAGUCCCCAUAACCAAUGCAGUGAAUACAAGCAUACUCUCUAAACGAUGGAAAUCUCUGUGGAGGAUGAUGCAAGUGCUUGAGUACGAUGCAAACUCUCGUCCUAAAAUUAGUUCCUGUACCUUUGAAAAUUUUUUUAGGAGAUCACUGAAAUUACAUGAAGCUCCAGUUCUCCAAACCCUAACCCUUAAACUGAGGGAACAACACUCGAGUUCUCUUAAAUUCCCAAGUAGUUUCCCAAAUACAGUCUUCCGAAAACUCGUGGUCCUGAAACUCCACACGAUCCAAUGCCAUGGUUUUACAGAUGAGUCCCCGGUUUGCUUCCGGUCCAUGAAAAGUCUUCACCUCACAAAGGUGAGGUUCCUUGACCAUGAAGCUUUCUGCACGCUUAUGUCUUCUUGUCCUGUUCUUAACGAUCUCUUCUUAGAUAGCGUUACCACUGAUCCCCGCUGCGGUUUCCAGUUUUAUCACCCUUGCUCUUCUUUAUUCACCAUAUCGGUCCCUUCUCUCGAGAGAUUGGAGAUAAAAGAUUAUACUUCGGUUCGCACUUAUCCUAGCAAUAAGUCUAGAUUCAAGAUAAAUGCUCCUUCUUUGAAGUACUUAGAGGUAUACAUCAACGGUAGCAAUUUCGAGUUUUAUAAGGAUCUGCACAACUUGGUGGAGGCUAGUCUCCUUGUUGAUGAUUCUCAAACUGACAAGCUUCUCAGAUUUCUUACUUCUGUGGAGUUUCUUUCCAUACAUUUAUAUCCUACCAAGGUAGUCUAAAUUUACAGGACCCUAAACAUUUUAUAGUAAAUUUUAAUAAAACGUUUCUUCUUACACUUGGGGGGUUAUAAGAUUUAUGUAUAAUAACUUUAUAAAAUUUGGAGGAAAAGAGGGAUGUUACAAAUUUGCUAUGUCUAAAACUUGCCAUGUAUCUCUCUCCUGUUUUAUUUAGAACACUUUUUUGGUAAUCCUUGUAAUGUUUUGGCGUUCAGGUUCUGCUUCUUGCGGAUACAAUUUCUCAGCGGCUUCGUCAUCUGAAACUAUCUACUUACGGAAAAAAUUCGCGUAAUCUGCUUCUGUAUUUGCUCAAACAUUGCCCUAAACUACAAGUUCUCAAGCUCCAGGAGAUACAUUGGACAACAAAAUGGCCUGGUUCUCCGCAUACGAGGUGUAAAGACGAAGAGUUCAAGGAUCCACCACCUUUGUUCUGUAAGCCGAGCUCGGUUCCUGAAUGCUUGUCCUUCAAUCUUAAAACUUUUGGAUGGAAAUGUUACAAAGGAAAAGAGGAAGAGAAAGAAAUCGUUCUUUACAUCCUGCAGAACGCUCCUUGUUUAAAAACCACUAAGAUCUCUGUAUAUUCACCAGGUCAUCGAUUCAGGGAGAAAGAGCUGCUGAGGAUCAAGGAGUUGGAAUCUGUGCCUAAAGCUUCAACUUCAUGUCAGCUUGUAAUUCGACUUACUAACAGUUCCUAGAAUCUUUGUUGUGAAUCUCACUCAGAAACUAUAUUUUUGUUGUGUGAGUCUAAGGAUGCAAUGUUCUUAUUUUAUGAAACUUAAUUUUACUUUAUUAUUGUUGGAAGUUCUUUUCCUCGUUGACAGAAAGAACACAGAUGAGCUUCUUUGGUUCUAAGAGAAUAUUGAGUUUUGUCUUGUGCAUUGUCUAUAGUACAUACCUUCAAACUGAUAUAGAGAGACCUUUUCUAAAUGAUUUUGUAACAACACUAGAAUAUUAUUAACAAACAAACAGAGGAAGAUUUAAUCAACUAUAGACUAUAGUUGCUGCAAAAGGUAUAAGAUACAUAUGACGAUGGACAACUCCCUCUUUCUUCCAAUUACUCUCAGGAAAAAACCUGUUUCCGAGUAGCCAGAAAGAUUAUCAAACUGUCUAUCUGUGAGUUGACAAACAGCUAGUAUUGGCUAACUCAUUAAGACAGAGAGAGUGUUUUGUUUUGUCAUAACUGUUUAAAAGUCCCACAUCGCUAACAGAAUAAACAUGAAAGGCAUGAGAAGUAGUAUAAAUAAUGAAGCCAGCAACUAAACAAAUCAUACCUUUCUCGGCCUUUUGGCUAAGAUCAAGUGUAGUAUCUGUUCUUAUCAGUUUAAUAUCUGAUACGUGGUCCAUCGGGCCACACGAUAUUAAAUCUAUUUUUUAAGGGAGAAAAUCCAUUAAGAUAGUUUGCUAUCUGGGCUUUCACGAGUCGUCCAUGCGUUGCACUACUGCAAGGGCCCGGCUCAACCCGCCAAAUUUUAGUUUAAAACGACUUGGCUAUGUUUUACUUACAAGAUUCCUCAGUGCAAUCUGAAGAUCUUAGUUAAUUCUGUUUCUUCUUGUACUUAUCAAGCUCUGCUUUGUUCUUAUCUAAAGAUGUUUACAUAUUCAGAUUGGAGCAGUCAGUUGUCUGAAGAUUUGCUAAGCUAUGCGAUGUCCACAAGUGACGAUGGAAAUCUCUGUUGAGAUGAUGCAGAAGCUUGAGACCACAAUCACAUCUUCUUCCGGUUCUUUUCAUUACACUCCUCUUAGAUUCUCUCUGCAUUUUAGGAGCAUAAAGGAGUUAGAAUCUAUGUCUAAGCCUUCAACCCCGUGUCAAAUUGUAAUUCAACUUUCAUAAUGUUUCUUAAAAAAACGUUAAUUUGGUA